AUGGGAUUUGAAUUUGGUACCAAUGGUGGACUCACUGCAAAGGAGUUGGCUAUGAAAUUUGUUAUUCUCCAAAAAAUCCUAUCUUCCAAAUUAGCUAAGGGUGCACUUACUGUGGGUCUACCUCCAGCUUGGGUUGAUGUUUAUGAAGAAAUAGCGGCAAAUGUCCAGCGUGCACGGACUAGAAUGGCUGAGUUAGCCAAGAGAUCAGAGAAGAAACUGCAGAGGCUUUCGGCAGCUGGACGUUCUGAGGAUUCAAAUGUUAGAAAGAACGUGCAGGAGGAGUUGACUCUCAUUCAGCAAGAUUUCCGCUUGAUCUCUGAGUAUCUCCAUGCCAUCAAGGUUCUUGUUGAUGAACUUGUGAUGAUUGACUCUCCCGUCUCAAUGAAUGACAUGACUCUUUAUGUCCUCAAUGGCCUCGGUCCUAAAUUAUGUGAUAUUGCAGCAACUAUUCGGGCACGUGAGACUUUUCUUACGUUUGAAGAGCUUCAUGACAUGCUGGUUGGCCACAAAAGCUACUUGAAAUGUAUUGAAACUUCCAACUCUGCCGUGGUGCUACUGCAAAUACCACUCAACGCCGCACUAUUGCUUCCAAGUCCAACCGCAACCAACGCUCCAGCAUCAGUUCCUCUGGUUAGAAUCACACCAGCUCUGGUCGCAAAGAGCUGUCUAGUAAGCCUAAGAUUUGGGUCCAACGACAAGAAGUGGCUUGUAGAUUCAACUGCUUCCCACAAUAUUACCUCUGAUCUUGCCAAUUUAUCUGUUCACUUGGAGUAUGAUGGCACUAAUGAGGUCUUCAUUGGCGAUGGCUUGGGUUUGCGAAUCACACAUGUUGGCUCUAUGACUUUUGCCUCUUCCUUGAAGCCCUUUACAUUAACCAAUACACUUUGUGUUCCUAAUAUUCACAAGAACUUGAUCUUUGUUCAUAAUUUCACUCAUUCCAAUAAUGUUUAUCUCGAGGUUCACCCAUUUCAUUUUCUUAUGAAGGAUCGGAGCAUGGGGGCGACUCUUAUUUGCGGUAAAUGUCAGGAUGGUGUCUAUCCAAUGCCAAUGGCUUCUCCCGCUACCAAGUCUUCUGUUUUAGCACUUGUUGGUGAACGAACAACAUUUGACCCUUGUCAUAGAUGA
Messenger RNA from Carya illinoinensis, 1125 nucleotides. RefSeq lists its product as uncharacterized. Lineage: Eukaryota; Viridiplantae; Streptophyta; Magnoliopsida; Fagales; Juglandaceae. The transcript is spliced from 6 exons. Bases 1 to 1125 code for a protein of 374 amino acids. The record is from RefSeq and is a predicted model, not a curated record.